Messenger RNA from Folsomia candida, 935 nucleotides. RefSeq lists its product as uncharacterized. The coding region runs from base 113 to 706 and encodes 197 amino acids. The transcript has 5 exons. Lineage: Eukaryota; Metazoa; Arthropoda; Collembola; Entomobryomorpha; Isotomidae. The record is from RefSeq and is a predicted model, not a curated record.
AGGUUUUAAGGUAAGAUUCGAUCCAAAUUUUUUCAGUGAGAUUUUCGUCUUCCGUAUGAAUGACACGGUCAGUUGCUUAUAGUUUACAGUUUCGACUCGUUUGAUUCGUUUUAUGCCAGUAGUAGCAGUGACCAGAACUGUCAACAAAGCAAUAAUGAAGUCCUUCAUCGUACUACUGGCCCUUGGAGCCUGUGUCCUAUCCGUUUCUUCAGCCAAAAUCCCCAGUCCCCAAAAGGAGGACACCAGGAUUCAGCUCCAACCAGACACAUCCGUUGCUCGUGGUGGUUGGGGAAGUGCGUCAGAAUUCUUCAGUGGACCUCCAGCCAUCUUUUUUGCCCCUGUCAUUGCAGUCGGACUUAUCAUCGUUCUUUGGGUUGCUGCAUAUAACACCUUAAGGAGCCCUCCACCAAAAAUUGGGUUCGGAGGUGGUGCUCAAGGGGGAGGUGGUGGUUGGGGAUGGGGAUCAGCCAAUGGCGGGUGGGGUGUAAGUCCAUCUGGUGGUUGGGCUGCUCCUGCUGCUGUCGGCGGUGGGUGGGCCGCUGCUGGAUCGGAACAAUAUGAAACUGCUGCUGGGUCCACGCUACAAGCUGCGACCGUCGCCAACGCCGUGGAACAAACAGUUGCUGCUACUGGUCAACGGAGUCUGAACGAUUUAACACAUCGUGUCCUUACCAGCAUUGAGAGGGGAGAACAAGCUCAACACUAAGAAAAGGAAAUUAUGGGACACACAAGGACCACCAACCGUUCUCAUUGUUUUCCAUUUAGUGUAAAAUAACUUAUUGCCCAGUAUGCCACCUGGAACCUCAUGGAAAUAUCGAUAUAGGAUACGUUCAAAUAUAAUAUAGGCCAAAAAUUGUACGAAAGUUGUUUGUUGAAUUAUGUACUUUUGCUACGCGUGCCAUAAGUUAAUAAAAAAGGAUAAAUGGUAUAAAAUA